This is a messenger RNA of Soboliphyme baturini, 645 nucleotides long. The record is from the annotation of a GenBank genome assembly. Lineage: Eukaryota; Metazoa; Nematoda; Enoplea; Dioctophymatida; Soboliphymatidae.
AUGCCCUGGGUUCUCAGCAUGAACUUCUGGACUACCAAACUGUUGCCACCCUCGUCGAGGUCCAGAUCGAGGUCGAAGUCAACGGAAACCGCUGUCCCCCUACGCAAUCGAAGUCUCUCGCAAGGCUAUCUCAGACUGCUCUCUCGGGGCAUGCGACGUAGCGCAACAAGUGCGCUGUGUCAGGGCUCUUCUCCAGUUGCCUCUGACCCUGCCGGUCUGCCUUCCGCCGCUGCGUCCACCUAUGAAGAUUAUGACUGUGAUGACGACGAUGAAAACCACGACCACUUCAGCCAAAACGGUAGCGUUAAAGAGGUAGCGUUGUUGCGUCGUCUGGCCGUCGUCACCGGUGCUAUGGAAGACCGUUCUUCGCAGGUGUUAGCACGCGGGGCACCCUUUCCGAUGGUCGUGGUGCCUCCGAACGGUGGCUACUGGGUCGAAGAGUUUUCGCUGAACCACCAGGGAUCGCCGGCGCAAGAACCCAACGCUGACAGCAGCUGCCAACGCUACAAGCUGGAAAGCGACAAAACGGCCAAGUGCUAUCGUCGUUACUUUUGGGGAAAGGUACGACGAUUACGAAUAUUCAUUUCUUUUGUUUUAGCCGAGUAUCCGAAGUUUGCCCCGUUUUGCCGUGAAUUUGCUUUAUGA